Molecule: messenger RNA, 3111 nt
Organism: Akanthomyces muscarius
Lineage: Eukaryota; Fungi; Ascomycota; Sordariomycetes; Hypocreales; Cordycipitaceae
Exons: 5
Coding region: 1-3111 (1036 amino acids)
Biological process (GO): transmembrane transport; protein phosphorylation
Cellular component (GO): membrane
Molecular function (GO): ATP binding; ATP hydrolysis activity; protein kinase activity
Source: RefSeq, a predicted model, not a curated record
AUGGCCACGCUCGUCAAAGUGUCGCAAGGCUUCUACAUGGCCUCGACGCUCGCUGCGCUUGGCUACACCUUCUCUAGCUUCGUCGCCCACUACGCGCAAGAAAAUGCUUCUUUCAAUACAUUGCCGAGGAACAUUGUGCGUCUGGCCGCAGUUGGCAUCUUACUAGCGACGCUCGCCGCUGAAGCGGUGCUGCUGAGCAAGCAUACCCCGAUGGCUCCCGCGUUUACGGAGCACAUGCUCAGCCUCGUCUACUUCUUCGUGGCCUGGACUCUGGCAUGCCUGAGGAGGAGACUUCUUGUCGUCGAUUUGUUUUCUUUGUCACUAUUCACCGUUGUACUUGGUGGCCUGUCAUCAGUGACCGAGGCUGUCUCCGGGAGAAGCACGGAUCGCUUCAAAAUACUCCACGCCGUGCGUUUUAUCGUGGCUCUAAUACUCCUCGUGGACAGUGCAACCCGACUACGCAAGAAGACGAAGCCUGGCCAUAAGCUCGAUGAUGAAGCACAGCCUCUGCUUGCAGAUGGCGCUUCGUCGCACAGUUCCUUCGAGUCGCACACUUUGGGUGCCGCCUCCCCGAUUAAUAAUGACAGGGACAAAAAUAGCGAUACCACAUCUAUCGCUAGCGAUGAAUCUGAGGACGAUUUUGACUCUGCAGCUAGUCGACUACGUAAAAGUGGAAGCUGGAUCGAGUACCUCCGCAACUUCAAAGUAUUCUUGCCGAGCCUCAUUCCCCGCAAUGAUGUCAAGGUGCAGGCGUGCCUGGUCGUCUGCAUACUUAACGUCUUUGUAGGGAGAGCUCUUACUAUUGCCGUUCCACAGCAACUGGGUAAGCUGGCAGAUGAGCUUGUCGCGGGCGAACUUCCUGUCAAGGCUCUGCUCGUUUACUACCUGCUAACCCUGCUCAACGGCGAUUCUGGCAUCUUCUGCGUGGAGAAGUUGACCAAGAUCCCGGUGCAGCAGUAUUCGUACAAGAAGCUGUCAAACGCAGCCUUUAGCCAUGUGAUGAGCCUUGAGAUGAACUUUCAUGACAGUCAAGACUCCGCCGAGGUCAUGAAGGCUGUCGAGCAAGGCAGCGCCUUUAUUGUCCUGUACGCCAAAUUCAACGCCGCUGUUGCCGUCACCAUGGUUACCGCAGCCGUUCUCUUCCUCAGCACCGAAAUCGUCACCUCGAGCUGGAACAUUGACAAUCGCCGCCGCGUCACCAAAGCCGAGCGUCAACAGGCUCGCGCUAUGCACCAAGCCGUGCAGGGCUGGCGAACCGUGUCGGCCUUCAACAUGUUUGCCCACGAGCAAGGCCGCUACGGUGACGCCGUCACUGCAAACAAUCGCGCCAAGUUCAACUGGGGCGUUCGUGAUGCUUACAUUGAGGCCAUUCUUGGCGUCAUCAUGCCCACUACUUUCCUCUGCCUUUCACUUAUCCUCGCCCGCGAGAUUUAUGCUGGCCGUGCUUCGCCAGGCGACUUUGUCUUUCUUGUUCAGUACUGGGAUAUGCUCCUGUGGCCGCUGAAAUUCCUGUCGCAGGAGUACCGCUACCUCAUGAAGGAUCUCAUCGACGCUGAGCGCCUACUCGCGCUGCUCAACACGGAGCCCAAAAUCACAGACGAGCCGGAUGCCAAACCGCUGGGUCUCGUUAAAGGCGCCGUCAACUUUGAGCAUGUCGAAUUUGCCUAUGACACCCGCAAGGAAGCCCUCCACGACAUCAACAUUACUGCCGCACCGGGAGAGACGAUUGCCCUCGUCGGUGCUACCGGUGCGGGAAAGUCGACCAUCACCAAGCUGCUGAUGCGCUACUAUGACAUCACGGGCGGCUGCAUUACGAUCGAUGGAACCAACAUUCGCUCCGUGACGCAGGGAUCUCUACGCGACGUCAUCGGUCUCGUGCCCCAAGAUCCGCUACUCUUCAACGCCACCAUCAUGGAGAACCUACGAUACGCACGCCUGUCAGCCACCGACGAGCAAGUUUACGAUGCUUGCCGCUCCGCCGCCAUCCACGAGCAUAUCCUGUCCUUCCCUGACGGUUACGCGACCAAAGUCGGUGAGUCAGGUACCCGAUUGUCGGGCGGCGAGCUACAACGCAUCGCGAUCGCGCGCGUUUUCCUCAAGGAUCCGCCCAUCCUCAUCCUUGACGAGGCCACGAGCGCAGUGGACACCAACACCGAGGCAUCGAUCCAACUGGGGCUCGGAAGGGUGACUGAAAAGCGCACAACAUUUGUCGUCGCGCAUCGCCUAUCGACUGUCGUGCGCGCGAACAAGAUCCUUGUGCUGGAUGCCGGCCAAAUCAUCGAGAGUGGCACUCAUCAGGAGCUACUGCGACUCAAGGAGAACCACGACGAUAACCCAGACAUCCCAUUCACACUGAAGCGGAAACAAAAAUACAUCAGCCAAGUGAUAGAGGGCCACGCUGCGCUUCAUGAUAUAGGCGUGGUACAUGCUGAUCUUCAUCCUGACAACUUCACUUUUGCGCCCCCUGGUGAAGCGCACAUGACGCGACUUCUCGCUACGCCUCCCCUGGAGCAUGAUGUGCGUCUCAGGGACGGAAGCAUGCCGCCCCCAUGGAUGCCCCAUCGAGUUUCUGAGCCAGAGGACAUUGGCUUUACUACAAGUCAUGUGAAAAUUAUCGACUUUGGGUACUCUUUCAUAGCCAAGGCCGGUGCUGUCUACACAAAAGAGGACUUUCCCAAAGGGACCCCGCCUCCGCCUGAGCUUCUGCGUGGAGACAAAGUAACAGAUCAGCCAUUCAAGGCCGAUAGCUGGUAUCUUGGACAAGUGAUAUACUUUAUCCUGACAAAUGGGCCAAACAUUUUCCGGCGCCCAAUUGGGUGCAACGACGAGGGACUGCUCGAUGAGUAUAAAGUAGUCCUCGAUGAGGUACGAACUGGCCAGGACGAAGGACUCAACCAGCUUCCCCAGGAAUUAAGGGAUUUAUAUGUGCCGCUCAUUCUCCUGCUUCUUGAUGUGGAUCCAGAGAAGAGGCCCACGGCUCAGCAGCUGCGUAAGGAUGAGCGCCUGCUGACGGUCGCUCACGAUGCUACUGCUGAGAGGACGACUAGCGAAGCAGUACAAGCUAUCGGGAUAGACGAGGAUAGAACUUUCAACUUGGGCUUACUUGCCUGA